Messenger RNA from Gracilinanus agilis (Agile Gracile Mouse Opossum), 2220 nucleotides. It is a transcript of the gene MDGA1, whose product is annotated as MAM domain containing glycosylphosphatidylinositol anchor 1. Bases 1 to 2220 code for a protein of 739 amino acids. Lineage: Eukaryota; Metazoa; Chordata; Mammalia; Didelphimorphia; Didelphidae. Gene Ontology annotation, molecular function: protein binding; axon guidance receptor activity. The transcript is spliced from 11 exons. Gene Ontology annotation, biological process: homophilic cell-cell adhesion; synapse organization. Gene Ontology annotation, cellular component: plasma membrane; neuronal cell body; axon. The record is from RefSeq and is a predicted model, not a curated record.
AUGACAUGGGAUAAGAAAGAGGGGAAAAAGGAGGAAUUCUUGGUGAAUGCUCCAGCUCAGGCUCAGAUUGUCCACGCAGGCCAAGCAUGUGUAGUGAAAGAGGACAACAUCAGUGAACGUGUCUACACUAUCCGUGAGGGAGAUACCCUGGUUUUGCAGUGCCUUGUCACUGGGCAUCCCCGACCCCAGGUUCGGUGGACCAAGACAGCUGGGAGUGCCUCAGACAAGUUCCAGGAGACAUCGGUGUUUAAUGAGACACUUAGAAUUGAGCGAAUUGCUCGAACCCAGGGUGGCCGUUACUACUGUAAAGCUGAGAAUGGGGUUGGGGUCCCUGCGAUCAAGUCCAUCCGAGUAGAUGUGCAAUACUUGGAUGAACCAGUCUUGACAGUGCAUCAGACAGUGAGUGAUGUUCGGGGUAGCUUCUACCAGGAGAAGACAGUGUUUCUUCGAUGCACCGUCAACUCCAACCCACCAGCCCGAUUCAUCUGGAAGAGGGGCUCCAGCACCCUGUCCCACAGCCAGGAUGAUGGGGUUGACAUCUACGAACCUCUCUACACUCAGGGGGAAACCAAGGUUCUAAAGCUGAAGAAUCUGCGGCCCCAGGACUAUGCCAGCUACACCUGCCAGGUGUCUGUUCGGAAUGUGUGUGGCAUUCCUGACAAGGCCAUCACCUUCCGCCUCACCAAUACCACAGCACCUCCUGCCCUGAAGCUGUCAGUGAAUGAGACAUUGGUGGUGAACCCUGGGGAGAAUGUGACAGUGCACUGCUUCCUGACUGGGGGUGAUCCCCCGCCCCAGGUGCUGUGGUCCCAUGGUCCAGGUCCUUUGCCGCUAGGCAGCAGGGCCCAGGGAGGCACCCUCACCAUCCCGUCUGUUCGAGCUCAAGACUCCGGCUACUACAAUUGCACAGCCAUUAAUAAUGUGGGCAACCCGGCUAAGAAGACUGUCAACCUGCUAGUUAGAUCAAUGAGAAACGCCACCUUCCAAAUCACGCCAGAUGUGAUCAAGGAGAGUGAGAGUAUUCAGCUGGGUCAGGACCUGAAGCUCUCCUGCCAUGUGGAUGCUGUGCCUCAGGAGAAGGUGUCGUACCAGUGGUUCAAGAAUGGCAAGCUUGCCCGGGUAUCUGACCGACUGCUGGUGACUCGCAAUGACCCUGAACUGCCUGCCGUCACCAGCAGCCUGGAGCUCAUUGACUUGCGCUUCAGUGACUAUGGCACCUACCUCUGUGUCGCCUCCUUUCAGGGUGCACCUGUGCCAGACCUCAGUGUUGAGGUCAACAUCUCUUCUGAGACAGUGCCCCCCACAAUCAGCGUCCCUAAGGGCAGGUCAGUGGUGAUGGUUCGUGAGGGGUCCUCUGUGGAGCUCCAGUGUGAAGUUCGGGGGAAGCCCAGGCCCCCCGUGCUGUGGUCCCGAGUGGACAAGGAGGCUGGCCUGCUGCCCUCUGGAGCUAUCAUGGAAGAGACACCAGACGGAAAGCUACGGGUGGAACGAGUGAGCCGGGAGAUGAGUGGGACCUACCGCUGUCAGACCGCUCGGUACAACGGCUUUAAUGUUAGGUCUCGUGAGGCCCAGGUGCAGCUCAAUGUGCAAUUCCCUCCCGUGGUGGAACCAACCAACCAGGACGUGCGCCAGGCCCUGGGCCGACCUGUAUUGCUCCGCUGCACCCUGCUUCGAGGUAGCCCACUGCGCAUCGCCUCCGCUGUGUGGCGCUUCAAUGGGCACCUCCUGCCCACGCCGCCCGCUCCCCCCAAUGAAGCCCCGGACCACGCGGAGCUGCGCCUCGACCCCCUCACCCGCGACAGCAGCGGCAGCUAUGAGUGCACCAUCUCCAACGACGUGGGCGCCGCCUCCUGCCUCUUCCAGGUUUCCGCCAAAGCCUACAGCCCGGAGUUUUACUACGACACCCCCAACCCCACCCGCAGCCACAAGCUGUCCAAGAACUACUCCUACGUGCUUCAGUGGACACAGAAGGAGCCGGACGCCGUGGAUCCUGUCCUCAGCUACCGGCUGGACGUCCGCCAGCUGAGCCUUAGGACGUCUGUAACGAAGCCAAUCCCAGUUCGCCGAGUGGAGAAGGGGCAGUUGCUUGAGUACAUACUGACCGACCUGAAGGUGCCCCAUAGCUAUGAGGUCCGACUCACACCCAUCACCACCUUUGGGGCUGGAGACAUGGCUGCCCGCAUUAUCCGAUACAUGGAGCGUAGGUGGCUGGGGGAUUGA